Wickerhamiella sorbophila is the source of this 4926-nucleotide messenger RNA. Its product is annotated as Transcriptional regulatory protein SIN3. Bases 1 to 4926 code for a protein of 1641 amino acids. Gene Ontology annotation, cellular component: chromatin; Sin3-type complex. The transcript has a single exon. NCBI's taxonomy places the organism in Eukaryota, Fungi, Ascomycota, Dipodascomycetes, Dipodascales, Trichomonascaceae. Gene Ontology annotation, molecular function: transcription corepressor activity. Gene Ontology annotation, biological process: negative regulation of transcription by RNA polymerase II. The record is from RefSeq and is a predicted model, not a curated record.
AUGCACGCAUUUCCACCCUUAUUGACAUGCCCAAACCAUUCACCUCACACCCAGACCCCUAUUGUAAGCAUCCAUCUUGUCAUGUCCCAGACUCCGUGGAACGAACAGCCCGCGCCGAGUGCGAACGCAGCUUUAAACUCGGGUCAAAGCGGGCCAACAUCUCUACCAUCUCCCAGGAGUACUGGACAGCCAACAGCAUCGCGAGAGACCUCUGUAACCAGUGCUGUGGCCUCCGCGCCAGACGCACACCCUCAACCCGCCACGGCGCCAACACCGCAAACGGAGGUGCCUACGCCCCAGCCUUUGCCACAACAGACGAAUCUUGCUGCUGAGCGGCCCAGUCCUUCUGUGCUGCCUGCGUCUAUUGCGCAGCCCUCAAAUCCGAGCCCGCAACCUCAACCCACCCACCCUGCGGCUUCAGAACCUGUAUCAGCGAUCGCGCAGCCGGCCGCACCUAGCGUAGAUUCCGUGGCUUCACCAGUGCCUGUACCACAGCAGACGGUUCCCCAACCUCCUGUUGGAACCUCAGAAGUCAAAACCGAAGAGCCUCAAGCUGUGUUUUCGGCACCCAUAUCGGCGCCGGCGUCGACUCCAGCUCAGCCAAUCACCCAUCAGGAAGCACCAGCAGUGUCUGUUCCUUCUCCAAAUAAUGCAUCGAGUGCGGUUACACCAGCUGCGUCCGUCGUUCCGCUCGCCAAUCCUACCGGCUCUGUUCCUUCUCCAAUUUCUGCCCAACCUCAGGCCGCACCCCAGCCCCAACCCGUACCCUCUGCGGGUAGUGCACCUGUCACUGUGGGUAACACGACCGGUCCGGCAGAGCCCGCUAAGACUGAUUCUUCAGGCACUCCUAUUAUAGAGCCAGCUCAGCCUGUCACUCAACCUGCUCAACCUGCUCCUGUUGACCAGCCCCAGCCUGCUGGGUACCCCAAAGAGGAGUCUGCAAGCACGCCCAAACAGGGGGUUACGCCUUUGCCCCAACCUGUUCACGUUCCUUCCAUGGAACCACAGCAACAGCAACAACAGCCUCCCGUUUUACCUUCUUUGGCUCAACCACCGCAGCUUGCCCAGCCGCAGCACUUGCAACACCUCCAACCCCAAGGUAUGCCUGGGCAGCAACCAAUGAUGGGUCAGUAUCUGCAAAUGUACCCGUACGGCCAGAUUCAACCGCACCUUGGAUAUUUGCAUCAGCAGCCCGGUCAGCCUCAACAGCAGCAGUAUCAGCAGAUGAUGCAAGGUCAGCCUCAGCAGCUACCUCAACAGCAGGGACAGCCGGCGCAGCCGCCACAACCCCAGGCUCAGCCCCAGGCUCAGCAGCAGACUCAACAACCACCACAGCCUCCACAGCCUCCACAGGUACCGUUACCACAAGGCCAGCAGCCCCAAGGAGAUGAUAGAUACCGCCAGGAUGCAAACAUGAACAACCAGCUCAAUGACGCUUUAACUUAUCUCGACCAAGUCAAGGUGCGUUAUCGCAACCGUCCUGGUGUGUAUAAUCAUUUCCUGGACAUUAUGAAGGACUUUAAGAGUCAGAAUAUUGAUACACCUGGCGUCAUCGACCGGGUCUCGUCAUUAUUCAGAGGCCAUAACGACUUGAUUCAAGGAUUCAACACGUUUUUGCCCAACGGUUAUCGCAUUGAUUGCGUGAGUGACGGUGUUGAUACUAAUCAUAUUCAAGUGACCACGCCAAUGGGUGUUCAAAUUAGGCCCGACAGUGUUGAUUAUGAGCGCUGGUCUGAGGGACAGCAGCAGCAACAACAGCAACAGCAGCAGCAGCUUCAACAGCAGCAACUUCAACAGCCCGGCCAGCAGGCCCGUCACGAAUACGAGGUGGCUCAGUCGGUGGCUGGUGGACCCCAGCAAUUGGUGCCUGCUAUGGGAAUGGUCGGUGGCCAACCCCAAGUUGGCUUGCCUAUGAUGGGUCAAGGCCAAAUGGACAUGGUUCAUGGUAGUGCACAAGGUGCUCAUGUUGGCAAUGGUGGACCCGUAGAAUUUGACUACACGAUUGCCUAUGUCAACCGUAUUCGCAAUCGGUUUGCUAACCAGCCAGAUGUGUACAAAUCGUUCUUGGAGAUCCUACAAACUUAUCAGCGCAUGCAGCUAGAUAUGGGUGAAGUUUAUGCUCAGGUUUCGCAACUGUUCCGCGAUGCGCCAGAUCUGUUGGAGGACUUCAAACGCUUCUUGCCAGGAGGACGAGCAGAUAACAAAAUGCGGUUGCCGCCGGUCGGCAGCUUUGGUCCUCCUGCCCAACAGCCUAAGAAACAGCGUGAACCUCAGCAGAGCAGUGUUCGCGAUACUCCUUUACCAGGUAUGCUUGCUCAGCAACCCCCUGGGGCGAACGUUCCUAGUGUUACCGAACAGAAUCUUGUGCCAGCUGCGCAGGUCCUGGUCCCGCCUUCUCGCAAAUCUUCCAUGGCCGACGAGAUCGCCUUCUUUGACAAAGUCAAGCGCGCCCUUCCUAAGCAGAGCUACCACGAGCUGUUGAAAGUCAUCAACCUGUUCACCCAACGAAUCAUUGACGUUAAUACCUUGGUGAGCCGCGUUGAUGGUUUUAUUGGUCAAUUCCCAGAGCUUAUGGAGUGGUUUAAGAGAUUCGUUGGCUACGAAGGGAAACCUUUGUCCAUUGAAAAUAUUGCUGCCAAGAAACAUCAGGUGGACCUUGCUCAGUGUCGUGCGUGUGGACCUUCUUAUCGUCUUUUGCCCAAGACAGAGAAAUACAUGCCUUGCUCUGGCCGUGAUGAAAUGUGCUGGGAAGUGCUCAACGACGAGUGGGUUGGACACCCGACUUGGGCCUCGGAAGAUAGUGGCUUUGUUGCUCACCGUAAAAACCAGUACGAGGAAAUUUUGUACCGUAUUGAAGAAGAACGUCACGAGUAUGAUCACUUUAUUGGUGCCAAUCAGCGCACUAUCCAAGUUUUGUCUACCAUUGCCAACCGAAUCGCUAAUAUGACUCCUCAGGAGCAAGCUGAAUUUAAGCUUCCCGAGGGUUUGGGCCACACGACCAAGAUCUAUCAGAAGGUCAUCAACAAGAUCUACGAUAAGAAGAAUGGUGCCGAGGUCAUUAAUGCACUGCAUGAGAACCCUGGCGUGGCUGUUCCUAUCGUAUUGCAUCGUCUCAAACAAAAAGAUGAGGAGUGGAAGCGUGCGCAUCGGGAGUGGAAUAAGGUUUGGCGUGAGACUGAACAAAAGGUAUUCUACAAGAGUCUGGACCAUAUCGGGCUAACUUUCAAACAAGCCGAUCGCAAGCAAUUGACCUCUCGUGCUUUGCUAUCUCAGAUUAUGGCUAUUAAAGCUGAGCAGGGUGCCAAGAGAAAGAGCACGGUUAUGCCUACCCCCAAAUCACAAAUUGUUGUUAAGAUUGAUGACAAUCAAGUUUUGACUGAUUUGUGGAAGCUACUUUUGCGCUUUUUGGAGCACAGUGGCUCGUACUCUGCUCAUGAUCGGGAGCUUAUGGUUCAGUUCCUUCGCUCGUUCUUACCUAUCUUUUUCGGUUUGGACAAUGAGACUGUUGCUCGAGUUUAUCCCAGUGAUAAGCGGCCCCGUGAAGAAGAAUCUUCGACGGCUGCAGGCGAUCUCGCUCUCGGUGAUAUUUUGAAGCGCAGCAAGGGUAGUGACGAUGAAGAGAAUGUCAAAAUGGAGGACGCUGCGGGCACUCCAGCGGGUGAGGCGCAAUCAGUUGACACCGAAGGUGCCCGGGAAGGUACUGCGGCGGCGCCGGCUGCCAAUGAACCACAGCCCUCUGCGAAUGAGGAUGAAGCGGCUUGGCUUCGCUUUGAGCGGCUCACACCACCUCUCGAAGAGCCCUCUGCCGUUCGCACCUCGUUCAACUUGUUUGCAAACACACCUAUUUAUCUCUUUUUGCGUCUGUUUGAAAUUAUUUAUGCCCGCUUGGCCGAGGUUAAGAGUUACGAGCCAAUCGUUAGCAAGGAGCUUGAGGUGCAAACGAGCACGACCUUUGCCAAGGACCUAUGUUUGUUUGAUACUAAGAUGGACGAUCUCGGACUACGGUUCUCUCCUGAGCAUUGUUAUGAGCAGGCUCUUGCUUUGUGUGAGAAGCUGUUGGAUGGCGACGUUGAGCCCCAGUGGUUCGAGGAGUCGCUGCGCCGAGCUUAUCGCAAUCGUGCCUACAAGCUAUACACAAUUGACAAGACCUUGCACCUUCUUGUCAAGCAGCUGCAUACCCUUGUUAACGACCAGGCUACCGCUGAUGUCUUGCUUUUGUUCGAUGCUGAUCGACGCGCUACCGAGUCCGAUGUCAAGAAGCAGAUUGUUUACCGUAUGAAAGUCAAGCAAUUGAUCGGUGCGGAGGAGCCCAUUUUCCGGAUCGACUGGGCACCGGGCACCGCUGAACUGGGAUUCCAGUACCUUGGUACUUAUGACUUGACCCUCAAGGGAGUAGCUCAGGCCCAAAGCAAGUGGGAGUACUAUGUUACGUCGUACAUGAUGAACGUGCCUACAGAGGGGGUGCCGUUUGACAAGAUCAAGGCACCGUUCCUGUACCGGUCGCUGCGGGAGUCAUUGGGUGAUGACUUCAAGUGCGAGGUACUGUCUCAGGGCUUGCAAGCCAGGGUGUGCAUCAACACCUACCGACUGUUCUUUGAGCAGGGCACUGCUGACUAUAUAAUGCGCAAGGCAGAUUCGUGGGACGAGCAUCGUGCCGAAGCCAAGACCCGCCGAGAAAAGCGUUUCCAGGCGUUCUUGGACGGUGUCGAAGCCGCCGUUGCCGAGCCCGCGCCUAUUGCCGAGCCCGAAGCUGCUGACCCGACGACGACGACGGCUGCUGACUCUGCGCCUCCCGCUCCCACCAGCCCUGACGCGGCCGCGGUGGAGCCUCCGGCCCAGCAGCCAGAGACGACUGGCGAACAGCCUGAAGCGGUUGCUACUGCUGCUGUUGCGGCUGAGGACUCAAAUAAAAUGGAAAUCGAUUAG